AUGUCAAAAGAAUCUCCUUAAAAACAAUCUAACAAAAUUAAUGAAGAUGAGGACCCUCCUCUCGGAGAAGAAUUGACACCAGAUCAGUUGAUUUAGUAGGAGCUAGAAAAAUAGGGAAUCGAGAAAAAGAGAAAGAAAGAUAAAAAAACGCUGAAAGGAAUGCAUAGAAUAAAUUAGAAUAGUGAAAACACUAUUAUCAACGCCUAAAAGGACAAACAAAAAGUGAAACGUUAUGAAGAUGAGAUCAGCUAGCUCGGAUAAGAUUAUGAUAAGUUUAGAGAAAAAGACCCAGAAGUAUUUAACACAAAAGUCAAAUCAGAAGUAGAAUUUGCUUUAUUAAGGAUAUCAGAAAAGAGGUAUAAAGCAGAGAUGGAAGCUGAGAAUUUAAAGCAAGUAUUGAGCAAGAAAAAUGCCUAUAUCCAUGAAUUGGAAAUAAAAAUGAAAGAAAUGAAAAGAGAAAAUGAAUUUUUAAAAACUCAAGUGGUUGAUUUAGAAGAAGAAAACAAGGAUUUAAGUCAAGGCAAGCCAAGGAGACCAAAGCCGUCUUAAGUUGUAAAAAAUAAAUAGGAUUAAUUUAUCUAGAAAAAGGACAAUAAUAAUAAUACAAUUAAGAAUCAAUUUGAAGACACUUUAGAUACUAGAGACGACUUAAGUGAUGCAGGACAUAAUGGAACAAUGAGUAUAUAUUAGAAGUCAGUUGGUAAGGCUAAUAAUAACAUACAUCAUCAAUAACCUUAAUUUGAUGAUGAAGAUGCAUUCUGGUAUCAAAAUGAAAACCCACCUGCUAGGAAUCUUCCAGCAAGUGAAGGGUUUGAUGCUUAUACUAAUACUAAUAGUGGAUAGUAAAAAGAUCUUUGGAUAGGUAAUAAUCAACAGAGUGCAGCUGUCAAUAAUAGUAGCAUCUAAAGAAAUUAACAAUAAGUUGGUCCAUAAAACUAAAAAAUGCAACUACCAAAUAGGGCAACUUAGAAUUAAGAUAGAGUCAAUGAUGAUAUGGCUUUCUAUGGUGUGGGGGUUAAGAGUAAUAAAGCAACAUUUGGACCUAAAGGAGGGAUUAAACAAUGA
This is a messenger RNA of Stylonychia lemnae, 1065 nucleotides long. The record is from the annotation of a GenBank genome assembly. NCBI's taxonomy places the organism in Eukaryota, Ciliophora, Spirotrichea, Sporadotrichida, Oxytrichidae.